Molecule: messenger RNA, 4107 nt
Organism: Fundulus heteroclitus (mummichog)
Lineage: Eukaryota; Metazoa; Chordata; Actinopteri; Cyprinodontiformes; Fundulidae
Product: phosphatidylinositol 4,5-bisphosphate 3-kinase catalytic subunit alpha isoform
Exons: 26
Coding region: 574-3756 (1060 amino acids)
Biological process (GO): phosphatidylinositol-3-phosphate biosynthetic process; phosphatidylinositol-mediated signaling; cell migration
Cellular component (GO): cytoplasm; phosphatidylinositol 3-kinase complex, class IB; phosphatidylinositol 3-kinase complex, class IA
Molecular function (GO): 1-phosphatidylinositol-4-phosphate 3-kinase activity; 1-phosphatidylinositol-3-kinase activity
Source: RefSeq, a predicted model, not a curated record
AGGGAGGAGGGCCACUCCACAGACAGACACAGCAGCGUAGACAGCGUGGCUGCUUUGUCGCAGUAACACAACUUGUCGAGCAGCUGCUCCAAACAUCCUCAGGUGGAAACGGCAUGCCGCCGGUCAGUCUGCACUACCUGUGACCGGCGAACCGAACCGAGCCUUUGCCAACAACACCCGCAGGGUUCGUGCUCGGCUUGCCCCCCCUCACACCCCCCUCCCUGUCACUGGAAGCUGGCGCCGAAGCGAAGGGGAGGAAAAAGACCGAGAAACGCUUCGCUCCCCCGGCGCCGGGGAGCCACCAACCCCGUAUCGGCCGGACGGACCCAACCGCAGCGGUUGGUUAGCGGGAAGCUAGCAGCCACAAACCGAUGAUAUCCUCUCAGUUCGGGUUCAGGCUCGUCUGACAGCUUUGGCCAGAAAUCAGUGGCCGGCAGCCUGAAGAUGGUUUGAGCCAUGAAGGGCUGCACCGUCCAGUCAGCCAAAUAGGAGGGCCCCUCUCUCUCUGUGUCUCUCUCAAAGGUCGCGCUCUUCAGCUUACCUGUGCAACGGCGCUGAGAGACCGAGCGGAAGAUGCCUCCGCGGCCAUCCUCGGGGGAGCUGUGGGGCCUCCACUUGAUGCCUCCAAGGAUCCAUGUGGACUGCCUGCUACCCAACGGGAUGAUCCUGACCUUGGAGUGUCUCCGAGAGGCCACCCUAAUUACCAUCAAGCAUGAGCUGUUCAAGGAGGCCAGAAAAUAUCCUCUCCAUCACCUACUGCAAGAGGAAACCUCUUACAUCUUUGUCAGUGUUACACAGGAGGCGGAGCGGGAGGAGUUCUUUGAUGAGACCCGAAGGUUGUGUGACCUGCGACUCUUCCAGCCUUUUCUCAAAGUCAUCGAGCCGGUCGGCAACAGAGAAGAGAAGAUCCUGAACAGAGAGAUUGGUUUUGCCAUCGGUAUGCCCGUGUGUGAGUUCGAUCUUGUGAAGGACCCCGAGGUUCAGGACUUCAGGAGAAACAUCCUUAAUGUUUGUAAAGACUCUGUGGAGCUGAGAAAUGCCAGUGGUCCUCACAGCAGAGCGCUGUAUGUUUACCCUCCCAAUAUUGAGUCGACAGAGGAGCUUCCCAGACACAUCUACAGCAAACUUGACAAAGGUCAGAUUAUUGUGGUAAUAUGGGUCAUCGUCUCGCCAAACAAUGACAAACAAAAGUAUACACUAAAGAUCAACCAUGACUGUGUGCCUGAACAGGUGAUCGCAGAGGCCAUUCGCAAGAAGACGCGCAGUAUGCUGCUGUCCACAGAGCAGCUGAAGCAGUGUGUUUUAGAGUACCAGGGCAAAUACAUCCUCAAAGUAUGUGGCUGCGAUGAAUACCUGCUGGAAAAGUACCCUAUAAGCCAGUACAAGUACGUCCGUAGUUGCAUGAUGCUGGGCAGGAUGCCUAACCUGAUGCUGAUGUCCAAAGACGGCCUGUACACCCAGCUGCCGACGGAUAACUUCGUCAUGCCGUCGUAUUCUCGGCGCAUCUCCACGGCAGCUUCGUAUAUGAACGGAGAGGCGUCCUUCAAGUCACUGUGGAGCAUCAAAGAGACUCUGCGGAUACGAAUCCUUUGUGCCACCUACGUCAACGUGAAUAUAAGGGACAUAGACAAGAUUUAUGUGAGGACUGGAAUUUACCAUGGAGGUGAACAAAUGUGUGACAACGUCAACACGCAGAGAGUGCCUUGCUCUAAUCCCAGGUGGAAUGAGUGGCUCACCUACGACAUGUACAUCCCGGACAUCCCCCGAGCUGCCAGACUCUGCCUCUCCAUCUGCGCUGUCAAAGGCAGGAAGGGAGCCAAGGAAGAACACUGUCCACUAAGUUUUGGCAACAUUAACCUGUUUGACUACACCCACACUCUGGUGGCCAACAAGAUGGCUCUGAACCUCUGGCCUGUCCCGCACGGCCUCGAAGACCUCCUCAACCCAAUAGGAGUCACUGGAUCUAAUCCCAAUAAGGAAACACCAUGUCUGGAGCUGGAGUUCGAACACUUCAGUGGUCCUAUCAAAUACCCGGAUAUGAAGGCGGUGGAAGAUCACGCAAACUGGAUCACCUCCAGGGUACCUCAACAAAGCGGUCGCGUGGCCAGAGAUCACGCCCUGACGGAGAGCGACAGCGAACAGAUGAGACAGCUGAGUAACCGGGACCCUCUGUCAGAAAUCACCGAGCAGGAGAAAGACUUUCUCUGGAGAAACAGGCAGUAUUGCAUGAAAAUGCCAGAGAUCCUUCCUAAAAUCCUGCUGGCUGUUAAGUGGAACUCCAGAGAUGAAGUAGCACAGACGUAUUGCCUGUUGAAGGAGUUGCCGUCUCUCCUUCCAGAAGAGGCCAUGGAGCUGCUGGACUUUAACUAUCCAGACCCUUUGGUCAGACACUUUGCUGUACGCUGCCUUGACGAAAACCUCACCGACGAUAAACUCUCCCAGUAUCUUAUCCAGCUUGUUCAGGUAUUAAAAUAUGAGCAGUAUCUUGAUAGUCCACUGGCUCGCUUCCUGCUCAAAAAGGCCCUGACCAAUCAAAGGAUAGGGCAUUUUUUCUUCUGGCAUCUCAAGUCAGAAAUGCACAAUAAAACUGUGAGUCAGAGGUUUGGGCUCCUCCUGGAAGCUUACUGCCGGGCCUGUGGCAUGUACCUGAAACACCUGAGCAGGCAGGUGGAAGCCAUGGAGAAGCUCAUCAACCUCACUGACAUCCUCAAACAGGAAAAAAAAGACGAGACGCAAAAGGUCCAGAUGAAGUUUCUCGUCGAGCAGAUGAAGAGACCAGACUACAUGGAUGCUCUGCAGAACUUCACCUCCCCUCUCAACCCUGCACAUCAGCUGGGAAAUCUGAGGUUGAACGAGUGCAGGAUCAUGUCAUCAGCAAAGAGGCCACUGUGGCUCAACUGGGAGAAUCCUGACAUCAUGUCCGAGACCCUGUUCCAGAAUAACGAGAUCAUCUUCAAAAACGGAGAUGAUUUGCGGCAGGAUAUGCUGACGUUGCAGAUAAUCAAAAUCAUGGAGAACAUUUGGCAGAAUCAGGGUCUGGACCUACGGAUGUUGCCCUAUGGCUGUCUGUCGUUGGGGGACUGCGUGGGCCUAAUAGAGGUGGUUCGAAACUCGCACACCAUCAUGCAGAUUCAGUGUAAAGGAGGCCUGAAGGGAGCCUUGCAGUUCAACUCCAACACGCUGCAUCAGUGGCUCAAGGACAAGAACAAAGGAGAGAUGUAUGACAACGCCGUGGAUCUGUUUACAAGGUCGUGCGCUGGCUACUGUGUAGCUACCUUUAUUCUGGGGAUAGGAGACAGGCACAACAGCAACAUUAUGGUCAAAGAAAACGGACAGUUGUUUCAUAUAGAUUUUGGCCAUUUCCUGGAUCACAAGAAGAAGAAAUUUGGCUACAAGAGGGAGAGAGUCCCGUUCGUGCUGACACAAGACUUCCUCAUCGUUAUCAGUAAGGGAUCCCAGGAGUGCACAAAGACCAAAGAGUUCGAGAGGUUCCAGGAAAUGUGCUACAAAGCGUACCUCGCCAUCCGACAACACGCCAACCUCUUCAUCAACCUCUUCUCCAUGAUGCUGGGCUCGGGAAUGCCUGAGCUGCAGUCGUUUGACGACAUCGCUUACAUACGGAAGACGCUGGCGCUGGAGAAAACCGAGCAGGAGGCCUUGGACUACUUUAUGAAACAGAUGAACGAUGCUCACCAUGGAGGUUGGACCACCAAGAUGGAUUGGAUUUUCCACACAAUCAGACACCAACUAAACUAAUCCCACCACCCAGAAGAGAUGCAUCAGUCUCAACAAGGACUAUUUAUUAUUAUUUACCAGAAGCAAAACUCUUCGGAAGGAAUUUGAUUUUCCCUUCGAGCAAAAUUGAUAAAACUUUGUGUAAGUUUCCAUUUUUAUUUAUAUUUGAAGCACUUUUUUUUUUCUUCCUUAUUUUGUAAACGGGGCUCUGGGUUUUUACCAUUUUCAUUGGACUAUUCUCUUUGUUUACCUUUUUCUUGGGUCUGCUGCUUUUGUCAGCGUGUCUGAUUUUCCUCAGGACCCUCUGACGAUGGUAACCUUGAUGAGGCUUUAUUUUUGUCUUCCCCAGAGUUUCAAGUUUAGAAAAAAAAA